ACAGCACGGACACCAGUGUGCCAAAUGUAAACAGACGCGGGAAACUUCAGCGUAACUAUCAGCAUCAGCCCACAUUACUACAGAACAGAGAUAUCAUAUAUAUAUAUAGAUAUAUAUAUAUAUAUAUAUAUAUAUAUAUAUUACAUACAUAGAGAUAUAGAGAUCUAUCUAUGAAAACAGAAGAGGUGCGCAGUAUCAGUGUGCAGUCAUGGCAGACAUUUUAGCACUCGUGUUCAGGACUUUUGGGUCACAAACAGACCCCAGACCUCCACCCUGCAGCACCCUGGUGGUCGGAGACCCCAGACCUGCAGCCCCCCCAGCCUGCAGCACCCUGGUGGUCGGAGACCCCAGACCUCCACCCUGCAGCACCCUGGUGGUCGGAGACCCCAGACCUCCACCCUGCAGCACCCUGGUGGUCGGAGACCCCAGACCUGCAGCCCCCCCAGCCUGCAGCACCCUGGUGGUCGGAGACCCCAGACCUCCACCCUGCAGCACCCUGGUGGUCGGAGACCCCGGACCUGCAGCCCCCCCAGCCUGCAGCACCCUGGUGGUCGGAGACCCCGGAAUCGGCCGCUCGGUGCUGCUGCUCGCGGCCGUGGCAGCGGCCUCGGAGAUGGGGGUCAAAGUGAUGUUCUUCAGCCAGACUCAGAUCCAGAGCCUCCCGGUGUCGCUGCAGAAGUGUGUUUCAGGCCUGAGCCCGGAGAGUCUGAAGAGAAUCCAGUUCUCCUACCCCCGGACGCUGGAGGAGCUCCUGCAGCAGGUGGCGAGCCUCCACGAGUCCUGCAACACGUGUCCCACGCCGGCGUCCCUGAUCAUCGUCGACAGGCUGGGGGGCUUCCUGCGAGGCUCUGGGGGCGGCCCCCACCCAGGCGAGCCGUCCCGCGCUGCACACCUGGCAGCGCUGCUGUGCGACAGCGCCGCCUUCCUCACACGACUCCUGAAGCAGCGCCGCUCGAGCGCGGCCCCGUGCCGAGUCAUCGCCUCUCUGCAGCCGGAAGAGGACGCGGUGCGAGCCGGCGCCGAGGCCUCGGCCGCAGAUCCGAUCCUGGAUGUUCUGGAUCGCUACUUCCAGGUGCGCUGCACUCUGGACCGAGAGAGGAGUUAUGAAGCUGCAGCAGCUGGACUGCAGGAGGUGUGGCACGUUUACCUCUCUGGGACUGGCCUGUCUGGGACUGGCCUCUCCGGUACCGGCCUGUCUGGGACUGGCCUGUCUGGGACCGGCCUGUCUGGGACUGGGACCGCUGCCCUGACCAAAGACUGUGAGGACAGACCAGCUGUGGCCCAGGAGUGGCAGCUGUUCAUUUCUCCUGAUGGUUCAAUGCAGUUUAAGUUGGUUUGAAAAUGUCGCAGUGGGAGAAAAAGGCUGAAUCUCCGUUCCCUUAAAGGAUACUCCAAACAGUUUGUUGAAAUAGUUCUUAUCCCGGUCUCCCCUGGCUGUAGAUAGGUGGGCCAACGCAGUUUUUGUCUCAGAGCAAGUAAUUAGGUUGUUUUUUUGUCUUUUGUUGGCUCACUUUUACUCACA
Molecule: messenger RNA, 1522 nt
Organism: Perca fluviatilis (European perch)
Lineage: Eukaryota; Metazoa; Chordata; Actinopteri; Perciformes; Percidae
Gene: swsap1
Product: SWIM-type zinc finger 7 associated protein 1
Exons: 3
Coding region: 209-1339 (376 amino acids)
Biological process (GO): double-strand break repair via homologous recombination
Cellular component (GO): Shu complex
Molecular function (GO): single-stranded DNA binding
Source: RefSeq, a predicted model, not a curated record